AACUCUCACUAUCUGCUGCUGUUUUUAUUUUAGCAUUCAGAUGGUUCUUGUUUCUGGUGGACUUUGUUUGCCUCUGAUAGUUUUCGAUCACACUUCAGUACUGGACAUAGUGACAUAUUUUACCUAAAGCUUGGCUGCCUUGAGCAGAUGGCGUCCAGCUCCGGAGGUCCUGCGAAUGUGGGCACUGUAAACUCCAGGAGUUUCGCUUUCUCGAAAAUUGCCUUCUACGUUACCAAUUUGGGAAAGAAACCCUAUGACAAUGAGCUUAACCUUCAGGAAUUACAGAAGAUCAUCGAUUCGUAUGGUGUUCAUGCUGAAACUCAUUUGUUGAGGUGUCUCUUCCUUGCUAUUGACUUCAGCGGAGACCCUAAAGUGCAGCAGAAGGAGAAUUCUCAGUUUCAACUGAAGUACCUGCAGAGAGAAUGCAACGAGCUCACGAAAAAGCCCCAUUUUGCAACAUUGAUAUCGACAGCAUUGCACAGUUUGGACCAUAAGACAUUGAAGGCUCCAGUCUUGUUUCAGCAGCUGCUGCAAAUUCUUCAGCUAUCCCUGGUACAACUGACCCUAUUUGCGUUCGCGUUGCUUCAGGACCAAGCGUACGAGGCAGCAGCUGCCUAUUUCCUCAAGUGCAACUUGCAGGACGUCCUUGAUAUCUACUGCAGGCAAGCACGUGAUGAGGUUAGCGCCCAGGUCCCUGGACUACGUGAUCUGGCUGUGGAGGUGAAAUUGGAGAUAGUUCACUUCAUCCUAGCCAGUGGUGAUGACCUGACUGGUCUUUCACCCAGUCAGGUGUCUACGUUUCUGAAUGCCUUGAGACAAGACUAUCCAAGAGAUCGUGUGCCAGCUAUUCUUGCACCUUGGUUAUACCAUGACAUUGAACACCAGACGAGAAGCGAACCAGUUCCGUUUACACAUCCUCCACCAGUUCCUGUGGAGUCGCCCGAGUUGAUCUUACGGGAGUUGGGAUAUGGCACGAUGGCAACGCUUGCUGAUGCCGAGGCGUUCUUUCGCCGUGUAUCGGGUGGAGACUUGAAGCCGAGCGUGGUAGCGAGAUGUUUAGGUAUGAUGGCAAGCUCUCACACGGGUCUUCCCGAAAGCGUUGCCUUCCCUCGUUCAUCUGAUGGGUCGUCUGGCUGGGACAAGACCGACACGGUGUCAACCUGGAGUGUGGACAAGUUCGUUGACGCUGUGAUGUUGGUUAAUGGUGAGAUGGACUGGACGGCUGUGAUGACCCUGCUGGAUCAGCCAGGCUUCCGUCUGUGCGAUGUGCGUGGCUUCCACAUGAUUCUGCAGGCGUUUGAGCGCGGCUCGCAAGGCGCCAUUUUCCCAGUGGCCGUCUUGAUGCGCGAGUGGAAGAACACGCAGGGCCAACUGUCGGUCAUCGCGCAAGCACUGUCACCCAACUCCGAAUUCAACUUUGCGGACUUCCCUCUUAUGAAGGCUGCCUACGAGCACCUCAAAGUGCAGCCCAAUGAGAAGGAGCCAUCAGUCAUGUGCUGGACUGUCUUGGAGUUGCUAAGUGCCCUUUUCCGCUUGUCCGAAGUGGGUCAUUUUGAAGCAGUGGCAGCGCUGUUUGUAGCACCUUCGAAUCAAUGUCCCGAUGUAUUGCUCCUCAGCAUAUUGCAAGCCAGGCCCAUGCAUUGGUGUACUAUGCAGCAGAAGCUGUGCACCCGACUUGUUCCUCUGUUUUUCAACAAGCAUGACAACUCAACUGUUGUUCUCAACUACACUUGGAAUGCCCAGGCACCUGGUAAUAGUGUGCACACCUUGAUGAUGCAAUCAAUGGCGGAGUGGUACCAGGGCGGUGAUAAAUUUGAUCAGAUGCGCCUCUCUCGAAUAUUGGAUGUGGCGCAAGAGCUAAAGGGUCUCCUGAUGUUGGUAAAUAGUAAUGACAUGCCAAUGCCGUUUGUAGUUGAUCUAGCUGCUCUAGCCUCUCGCAGAGGAUACUUGAAGCUGGACAAAUGGCUCCAUGACAGGAUGCGAGACCAACAGGAGAUGUUUGUGCAGGGUUGUCUGUCGUACAUUCGCCAUCGGACGUCCUUGCAUGGACCCAUCAACGCCUCGGCAAUUGUGGAUCGACCCGGCGCUCUCCCCCUGGAGACUAUCACCACUAUGCUGGCUUGCAUACAGUCCUACUCGCCAAUGGCACCAGAAACUCACGACCAACUGCAAAUGCUGCUGAAGCUUUUCGGACCUAUACCGCCCAAGCCGCGCUCUGUGGCCACUGCUCCUGGUCCUGGCGGAGUGCCUCGGCCCGUCAUGCCAAACGUUAACCAGCCCAAGACACCGUACGACCCGAUGCAGUCCUCGAUGGGCAUCCCGCCGCAAGUUCCGCUACAGCAACCGCCCGUUCAGCUUCCAGCACAGGUUGCACUGUCCGCUCAGCAGAUCGGCCAUCACCAGGGUGCCGUUGGCGGUGGUGCCGUUGGCGGUGGUGCCGUUGGCGGUGGUGCCGUUGGCGGUGGUGGUGCCAUUGGCGGCGGUGAGAUUGGCAGUGAGAAGUCCAUGGGCAAUCUGCCUCAGCCUCAGUACACCGGCGCCUCUCAGCCAGGCGCUGGAUCUACGUCUUCGUUUGGCAACGCCGGGAUGAACCCGCUCGUAGCUCAGGGCGCUGCGCCAGCCCCCAGGCCAGCACCAGCACCGCCGGUGGUGUCCAGCUCCUCGGCAGGCAAUGUUUCACAAGCUACUGGCGACCUUGCUCGCAAGCAGAACUCCGUUCCGAACAUGGAUACAACCUUUAGUCUGGAGGUGGAGGAGGAAGCAAACAACAAUUUCAAGGGUCUCUACAAUCGUGCUAUUACCAUUGACACUGUCCUGGAGAUGCUACGCACGUACAAAGAGAGCUCUGACCCAAAGCAGAAGGACGUUUUCCAGUGUAUGCUUCGGAAUCUAUUUGAGGAGUACAAGUUCUUCAGUAGCUAUCCUGACAAGGAGCUGCAGAUCACAGGACUGCUGUUCGGCGGCUUGAUUGAACACAACCUUGUAACGUACAUGUACCUGGGUCUGGCUCUUCGGUACGUACUGGAGUCAUUGCGCAAGCCCGUCACACACAAACUGUUCUCGUUUGGCGUGUCCUGCUUGGAUCGUUUUAAGCACCGGCUAAAAGAGUAUCCACAGUACUGUGGCCAUGUAGCUACUAUCGGCCACUUCAAAGAAUUCCCAACGUCGCUAGCUGAGUAUGUGACGUGCGGCAGGGAAGGCAAGGAGCCACCGACUCCUGAGAGUGCGUUCCGUGGAAUGUCUCACCCUGCCGCCGCUCACCCGGGCCACCCUGGUGGUGCGGUGGCGUCGGCAGCGGUGACGCCAGCUGCUGGUCCUGCUCAACAGUCCCAUGGCCAUGCCGCCAGUGCUACCGCUGCUUCUGCUGUCGGGCGUCCUACUGCUGCUGCUGCUGCUGGUGGCGGUGGUGGUGGUGGAGCGACUGCUGCAGGUAGUAGCAGUGUUGGCGGUGGCGGUAGUGCUGCUAGCACAGAUCCCCUGACACACCAUCCAUCAACCGCUUCUGAAGCAGUUACCAGUGUCGCGCUGCCCGGAUCGCAGGGUCCUCCGCCGCCCACUUCGUCCAGCGGGGCAACGACUGCUUCAACUGCAGUUGCGUCGGUCUUGAGAGAAACGCGUGAUGGCCAUGGUCCCUCAAUUGCCAAUGCUGCUAGUAUUGAUACGUUAGUGACAGGCAUGGAAGGUUCAAGCUCGGAGCACGUGGAGUUACCGCCCGAGGCCGUUCAAGAUCGCAUAUUGUUCAUGUUCAACAACCUUUCGCCGAAGACCUUGGACGAGAAAGUGGAGGAAUUCAAGACACACAUUUCCAGCGACCACCUACCGUGGAUAUCGCAGCAUCUUGUGAUGAAGCGUGUUACCAUGGAGCAGAAUCUCCAUGAGCUGUACGUUUCCUUUCUGAAGGAUAUCGGCAAUCCCGGGCUCGUGGAGCUGGUGUUGUCCGAGACGUACCGCAAUAUCAAGGUUCUUCUUUCGGCAGAAAAGGACAGCACUGGCUUUUCGGAUCGGCUGCUAUUGAGGAACCUUGGCCAUUGGCUUGGUUUGAUGACCUUGGCCCGGAAUCGGCCAAUUCUCUACAAGGACUUGGCAUUGAAGGAUCUUCUUCUUGAAGCACACAGGAGAGGCCAACAGGAUUUGCUUUUUGUCGUGCCGUUUGUGGGGAAGAUACUGGAGGCUUGCAAGGAAACGAAGGUGUUCAAACCACCCAGUCCGUGGCUAAUGGCCAUCAUCGGUGUGCUGGUUGAGCUCCACUCGAUUCCGGAUUUGAAAUUGAACUUGAAAUUUGCUGUCGAAGUACUCUGCAAGGACCUGGGAAUUACUAUGAAAGAUGUCAAGAUGUACGCUUUGCUGAAGGAUCUAGAUCGCCCGAUCAAGGAGCAGUUAGCUACUGCCAAGGAGCGUGCAGCUGCCAGUGGGGAAACAUCGGCGGUGCCUCCGAGUGCACGCUUUGCCUACUCCGACGUCAACUCCACAACCUUCCAGAACAUGGCUCAGUACCUCACUAUCAGUGAUGAUACACCGUUGUUCUCCUCGCACGCCACUUUCAAGGGUUUUGUCAGACCAGCAGUUACUCAAGCCGUGAAUGAGCUCAUGACCCCGGUUGUCGAGCGCUCAAUCAAGAUUGCCAUUGCGACCACGGAACAGAUUGUGCGAAAGGAUUUUGCCCUGGACGGUGACGAGCAGCAACUGCGCCGCUCUGCUCAUCACAUGGUGCGCAACCUUACAGCAGGCAUGGUUAUGAUCACAUGUCGCGAGCCUCUGCUUGUCAGCAUCACCAACCAACUCAAGGCUGCGAUCAACCAGGAUGCUAGCAUGAGAGGGGUACACUCUGGUAUAGACAAAAACCUCGUUGAAGCAGCGUGUAAUCAGGUGGCCACGGACAAUGUUGAGGUUGCAUGUGCGUUCAUACAGAAGUCGGCUGUGGAGAAGGUUGUCCCCGAGAUGGAUAAGAGAAUUGCAGAGGAGAUUGAGGGCCGCCAGCAGCAUCGCCUUGCCGGCCGUCGCUUUGUGAACGAAGCCGUCUAUUCCUAUCAAAUGGAUAACAUGCCAUCUGCUAUUCGCUUGAAGAUUGGCGGAACGGAUCCAAAUCAGCUUGCCGUCUAUGAUGAGUUUGCUCGAUGCCUUCCUGGCUUCUUGCCAUCGGAAAGUUUCAAUGAAUUUACUCAGCUGAUGGAGAAAUGUGCCGCAGAAGUGGAGAACCAUGUGCGUGUGCUACACAGCACACAGAACCACCAUAUGCCCUACAUCAACUUGCUGAGCUCGCUUGCGAGCACCGCACGCCAGAUUGCGAACAACCAUGACAGCACUGGAGCUCUGCUGCUCCUGCAGAAGGCCGUUGACGGGUUCCUGGAAGGCAUGCACCAGAUGCCGCGUGAUCGCGAGCUCAUUGGCCACUUCAGGGAUGGCCAUCUUGCAGUCCUGCGCGCGCUUGCAGACCUGCGUGCAUUCGGUCAGCAGUGGACGAUGAAGAACACAACACGAAUUUGGCACGAAGCACGAGAUGAAAUCAGGUAUUCAGUUGAAUCAGUCACCGUGCUCAUCCGCAGCCAGCUACUGAUUCCAUCUGAACUCGAUAUGUUCGUGGCAAAGAAUAUUGACAAUGGCAACUACCCAGCUAUUGUGUUUGCAAUCCAGUACAUCAAGACAUUUUUCGUCGACAACAAGGGAGAAAACCCAUUGACUGAGAGUGAAGUUGGUCACAUGACAGAUGCCCUGAUACAGGUGGCAAACCGUCAGUCGACCGAAGGCAGCAUGCCCCAGGUUGUCUCUCACAUCCGUUCGCUUCUAACAGUUCUGCCGGCACCACCAGCCAUGGCCGGCGGCGGCAAUGUAGUGGACAGUGACGACGGCAUGUCGGGAAGUCUGACUGUGCCGGGCGAACAGGUGAUCCUGGACAAGCCGUCGAGCGUUGCCAGCGGCUCUGGUCUGGACACCUCCGAUCCUGGCCUGCACAAGAACGAAGACCCGCACGGCAUGUCCGACAAGGUGGAAUACUUGCUGACUGAGUGGGUUCGCCUGCACCACCAGGUGAACUACCCUAUCAAGGAUCUGGACCGGAUGCACGAAGCAUACCUCACUCGGCUGCGCACUGCCAACAUGCUGAAGAAUGAUGACACGAUCACACGCUUCUUCCGCAUCAGCACCGAGCUGUGCGUUGAACUGUGCUACCGAAACCUGCAAGGUGACGCUGGACAAGCAAGCUUGCUGUCUCGCGCCAAGUGUUACCACACAAUGGAUGCAUUUGUCAAGCUGGCGAUAGUCUUCGUGAGGCAUGCUGGAGACGCAGCCAACAUUUCCGGCCGCAUGGGUCUUCUAUCGAAGAUUCUGCAGACGGUUGCGUUUGUCCUGCUGAAAGACCAUGACACUCGCUCUACUGAGUUUCACCAGCUGCCUUACCAUCGCUUCUACAGCAUGCUGCUCCUGGAACUCAGUAUGAGCGGCUUGUUAAUGGAGAACAUUUCGUUUGCCGUAAUGCAGACGUUCUGUGUUGUGUUCCACCAUAUUCGGCCACAGCGUGUACCAGGCUUCGCCUAUGGCUGGCUGGAACUGAUUAGUCAUCGUGUGAUGUUGACCAAACUACUUGGCGCACAGAAUCAAAAGCUUGAUCCUCGCGAAGUGCCAAGACUCGACCGCAAGGGCUGGCCACUAUUCCAGCAGCUGCUGCUGGACAUGAUGAAGUUCAUGGCACCAUUUCUGCGCAACGCAGAGCUACCCAAGCCUCUUCAGCAGCUGUACAAGGGUCUGCUCCGAGUUCUGCUUGUACUGCUACAUGAUUUCCCGGAGUUUCUCUGUGACUACCACUUCGUUUUCUGUGACGUGGUGCCACCCAACUGCAUCCAAAUGCGAAACCUCAUACUGAGCGCUUUCCCACGCAACAUGCGUCUGCCUGACCCGUUCACGCCGAACUUGAAGGUCGAUCAGCUGGCCGACAUUACACAGUUGCCACGCCUGCUCACCAACUUCACUGCUGCUCUCCACCCGCCGGCAUUGAAAGCAGGCUUGGAAACAUACUUGAAGACAAGCUCUCCGAGCAACUUCAAUAACGAGCUUGUCAAUAUUUUACAGCAACCACUGCCUGAUGAAAUCGGCAUGCGCUACAAUGUGCCUCUGCUGAAUGCUGUAGUCCUCUUCAUUGGCACUCAAGCUGUGUCUGGAAUCUUGGCCAAGGGCAGUCCGGUUACCACAUCGACCGUGUCUAACUGUCCGCAUAUGACUAUAUUCCAGCACCUUAUAACUCACCUGGACACGGAAGGACGCUAUCUGUUUUUGAACAGUGUUGCCAACCAGCUGCGGUAUCCAAACUGCCACACACACUACUUCAGCUGUGUUCUGUUGCACCUGUUCCACGAGGCAAGCUGUGAGGCUGUGCAGGAACAAAUCACGCGUGUUCUGUUGGAAAGAUUGAUUGUGAACCGACCACAUCCCUGGGGCCUGCUGAUCACAUUCAUAGAGCUCAUCAAGAAUCCCCAGUACUCAUUCUGGAACCAUCAGUUUGUACACUGUGCGCCGGAGAUCGCUAAGUUAUUUGAAUCGGUAGCACGAAGCUGUACUCAAACCAAGGCCAGGCCAGGCCAGGACCUUGGAGAUGACUGAUGAAGCCGGCAACAGCUGUGAAAAACAAGGCUUGAGAUGUUCUUGCGUAUGUCAUCGUGUUACUGGCCGUGGAGUGGGGAUCUCUACUCCUCAUCAGAGUACAGCAGUGCUGCUACUUUGUGUUUGUCGUCUACCUCUCUCUCUCUCUUGUGUGCUACGCUACAUGCUGCUGUGUAUUUCUUUUUUUAUCCCAUGCCAAGGCAACUGUUCUUCCUUAGCCCGUCGUCGCUGUGUGAAAUGCAUGCUUCUGUAUAGUGCCGGACCCCGUGCUGGACUGGUUGCUGCCAUCAGUCAACCCCAGCCUGUUGUAGAAUGUUUAUGCGUCUAGUCCCGCCGCUGCCUGCCUGCCUGCCUGCCUGCCUGAUGUGCUGUGCUGUGCUGUGCCGCUGUAGUGUGUAUAUAUUAUAUUGAGAUUGCUAGUUGCAGGCACAGCAUCUGCCCAUACUCUCUUGUUGUACAGCGUACUCUCUUGUUGUACAGAGUCCUCACCCCUCCUUUUUUUCUUCUUUUUUUAUUAUCGGUUCUUGCCCUUCACUUGCCUUUAGGACACACAAAUAAAGUGACGAAUACAUGUAACAUUAGGCGUGCGUUGCGCCGCAACUUUUACUUUACCAUAACUUUCUUUGGGUCGACAUGUCGGAGCCCACACAUGGAAUGAUUUGAUGCAACUAGCUAUGAGGGAAGACCAUGACAUAUACACAUGUACUCUCCUUUUCGGGUGUUUUCCUUCUUCAUGAAACGAUCUAUCCAUAGCUGGUGCUGCUCAUGUAAAUGGAAGCUGUGUGCUUGCCUUGUUCAUAUUUGCUUGCACAUGUAGGUGCUGGGUUUCAUUCCGCUUUUUUCUGCUCUUUACCAUUUUGACAUUCUAGAUCAUGUUUUGCUGUCGAUUUUUUUGCACUUGAGUUGUUGUACAGAUACGUCAGCUAGCUCUCUUUGCUGUGCACAA
Sycon ciliatum is the source of this 8536-nucleotide messenger RNA. RefSeq names its product CCR4-NOT transcription complex subunit 1-like. Bases 148 to 7590 code for a protein of 2480 amino acids. The record is from RefSeq and is a predicted model, not a curated record. NCBI's taxonomy places the organism in Eukaryota, Metazoa, Porifera, Calcarea, Leucosolenida, Sycettidae. Gene Ontology annotation, molecular function: molecular adaptor activity. Gene Ontology annotation, biological process: negative regulation of translation; nuclear-transcribed mRNA catabolic process, deadenylation-dependent decay. The transcript has 49 exons. Gene Ontology annotation, cellular component: CCR4-NOT core complex; P-body.